Pocillopora meandrina is the source of this 1480-nucleotide messenger RNA. Lineage: Eukaryota; Metazoa; Cnidaria; Anthozoa; Scleractinia; Pocilloporidae. The record is from the annotation of a GenBank genome assembly.
AUGAAAGAGAAAAAGGAGCGCGAUUUUGAACUGGAAGAAGUCAACAAACUGAAAGGUAGCGGUCUUCUUUACUGUGGUCAGCCUUUCAGAACCGAAUUGAUUACAACCACGAAGCACUUUAGCUUCACACAUCUGACCGUCCAAGAAUUCUUGGCCGCUCGUUGGUUUGUAAGGGAAAAUCGUGUUCCCGAUGCGAAAUGCUCUGAUAUGGUUUACCAAUUCAUGGCUGGCCUUUUCUCACGUGACGCAAACGAGGAAAUGAUGGAAAAAUUGAUAGAUUCACCCUUUAUGCCUCCUUAUCUUAGAAUGAGGUGUCUUAAUGAGUAUCGAAACAAAGAAUUCGCUAAACAGUUCUUGAGGGAGAAUCCCCAAGCGUUUUGUAAUUCACACGGUGUCAUGGAUUUAGGUUGUUACUCAAAUGUAGACUGCAUUACGGUAUCAUUUGUAUUGGACAUUAUCAGUGAACUAAACGAAGAGGAAGCUGGAGAGGCACAACACAAGUAUACCGAUAAGUUUGUCACAGUUGAGAGGUUAGGACUUUCCGGACCACAUCUAAUACUGUCUGGAAUACAACGAGUCUUUAAUUCACUGAUAAAUGAACACUGUCUUGUGUCUGAACUUAUAUUAUCUUACAUUAACUGGAGUGUUGAACAUGUUGAUUUUAUUAAUCGAUUAUAGGUAAGGAAGUUAACUGAAUUAUAUUAAGAUCACCGAUACCGGUGUUGCCAGGCUAUGUGAAGCUUUACAGCAUCCAAGCUGUGAGCUAACCACACUAAAUCUGAAUUCUAGUGGGAUCAAUGAUACCGGUGUUGCCAGUAUAGGUGAAGCUUUACAGCAUCCAAGCUGUAAGCUAACCACACUAUACCUGGGGUUUAGUGAGAUCACUGACACCGGUGUUGUCAGUCUAUGUGGAACUUUACAGCAUCCAAGCUGUAAGCUAACCACACUAUAUCUUGAGGGUAAUAACAUCACUGAUACCGGUAUUGCCAGUCUCUCUGAAGCUUUACAGCAUCCAAACUGUAAGCUAACCACUCUAUGUAUUUCGUUUAGAGGGAUCAGUGAUACCUGUGUUCCCAGUUUAUGUGAAGCUUUACAGCAUUCAAGCUGCAAGCUAACCGCAUUAAGUUUGCUCUGUAAUUUGAUCACUGAUACCAGUGUUGCCUGUCUAUGUAAAGCUUUACAGCAUCUAAACUGUACGCUAACCACUCUACGUAUGCAACAUUGUGAGAUCACUAAUAUCGGUGUUGCCAGUCUAUGUGAAGCUUUGCAGCAUCCGAGCUGUAAGCUAACCACACUAGAUCUGGAGGAUACUGACAUCACUGAUAUCGGUGUUGCCAGUCUAUGUGAAGCUUUACAGCAUCCGAGCUGUAAGCUAACCACACUAGAACUUCCUCUGUCAGUUUAUCAGGAUGAGAUGGCAGCUAGUCUUGAAGCUAUAAUUCGGAGACACCGACCAGCUUUAAAGCUGUCUUUUCAUUAG